AUGGAGAAAGUCAGCCAAUGGUGGUCCGACGGAUACUUUGACGGAGACGACGCGAGCCGCUGUUCCGAAAUUACCUCGGAUGGUCCCCGCCGUGGGGGCGCGUGGCGCAGGUGUCGGCGCGCCGCGUCGCGAGUUGCGUGGGUGCCUGUGAUCGCCGUGCUCGUGCCGAUCGUCGUGGGGUAUUUCGCAUGCGUCUUCGUGAAGCGGACGGCGCGGACCGCGCGACGUGUGGCUGUAAGGGGAGGGAGGAGGCUGGCGAGGAGGGUUGGGGAGACGACGAUGGGGAGGGUGGGAGGGAGGGUUGUGUCGAGAAUUGGAGAGAGAUUGGGGUGGAGGAGGGGGGGUGAGAUGGGGGACGGAGGAGGAGGGAUUGACAUUGAGGCGAUUCUGAGGGGGGCGGGAUACGCGGAUUGGGAUGGGGAUGAGUUUGUGGAGCAGUAUGGGCGCAUGUGGGAUGAUGCUACUGAUGAUGGCGUGGUGGGUGAUGGUGACGGUGCCGGUGACGGUGAUGGUGAUGGUGAUGGUAAUGGUGAUGGUGAUGGUGAUGGUGAUGGUGAUGGUGGUGGUGAUGGUGAUGGUGAUGUUGGUGGUGAUGGUGAUGUGGAUGAUGUUGGUGGUGAUGGCGAUGGUGAUUCUAAUCAUGCGGUUGUUGGUGUUCCUGACGAGGAAGCUGAUGAUGCCGGCGCUCAGGAUGCUGACGCUGCUGAUGGUGCUGAUGGUGCUGAUGGUGCUGAUGGUGCUGAUGGUGCGGCUGAUGCUGCUGAUGCUGGUCUUGAAGGUGAUGGUGAUGCUGCAGAGCGAGACACACAUGUAUGGAUGGUCAUGGGCGGAGAUUUAGCAGCAGCAGAGGAGGGAACAACAGCGGAAGAGAGAGAAGCACGUAUGGUAGCCAUAGCGUCGCGCGUGGGGGGCAAGAAGAUCGCGUGGGGGCUUGUGGGCCACGUGGACGAGACGUGCCUUCUUUCGCCCUACCUCCUCGCAUAUCUCUUCCCCCCCGCGCUGCUCUCCGUCUCUCUCGAGGAGGAGGGAGAGGGGAAGGGGGAAGGGGAGGAGGGAGAGGGGGAGGCAGGGGCGUCGUUUGCUGUGAUGGAGCCAUCGUUGAACAUGUGGAACAUCUCCGUCUGCCGAGGCUUCAUCGAUUCGUUCCCACUCACCAAGCUGUAUCGACAGCUGGCGGCUCGUUCUGCUGCUGUUGACAACCAUGGGAAAUGCCCCUUCUGCUGCUGCAAGGUUUGGAACGCAUUGGACAUGCUUGCAGACACGGACGCCCUAAGCUUUGCCGUAUGCGAAAAUGUGAGUGGCUAA
Closterium sp. Naga37s-1 is the source of this 1305-nucleotide messenger RNA. The record is from the annotation of a GenBank genome assembly. Lineage: Eukaryota; Viridiplantae; Streptophyta; Zygnematophyceae; Desmidiales; Closteriaceae.